Vidua chalybeata is the source of this 603-nucleotide messenger RNA. RefSeq names its product vexin (gene VXN). Bases 1 to 603 code for a protein of 200 amino acids. NCBI's taxonomy places the organism in Eukaryota, Metazoa, Chordata, Aves, Passeriformes, Viduidae. The transcript has 6 exons. The record is from RefSeq and is a predicted model, not a curated record. Gene Ontology annotation, biological process: neurogenesis; neuron differentiation.
AUGCACCAGAUUUACAGCUGCAGCGAUGAAAAUUUAGAAGUUUUCACCGUGAUUUCUUCCAAAUCAUGUAGUCCUGCCCGGAGACGAGCCAAAGCUACGCAGCACAUCCUAGCGAAGAGUGUGGUAGCCAUAUCGGACCGCCGGCCCCACCAGGGCGACCUCCUGCAUGUGCUGUACGAGGCCCGGGGCGAGGAGGAGGCGCGGGGCGCGGGCUGCCUGCAGGCCGGGCAGCGGGGAGCCUGCCCCGCCAAGGGCGCUGCCCAGCACGUGGGAAUUACUGAACAAGAGUCAUCCAAGUCCUAUAAUCAUCUGUUGGAUGGAAAAUCUUUGGUGCAUCCGUCUCCAGUUGCCCAUAUCACGGUGAAAGCUGUGGCUGUCACAGGCUCGCCCACACGCGACCGCACUUCUACGGAAGACCACAGGCAGCGCUGGAGGAAGACAACAGAGUAUGACCUGGCCCUGCCACCAGGAGCAGAAGCUUCCCUACCACUGACAGGAGGCAGCCUGUGCGGGACACCCAGCCUCCUGAGGAAGAUGUGGAUGAAGCACAAGAAGAAGUCAGAGUACCUGGGGGCAACAAACAGUGCCUUUGAGGCGGACUGA